Molecule: messenger RNA, 5844 nt
Organism: Leucoraja erinaceus (little skate)
Lineage: Eukaryota; Metazoa; Chordata; Chondrichthyes; Rajiformes; Rajidae
Biological process (GO): protein ubiquitination
Molecular function (GO): protein binding; ubiquitin-protein transferase activity; zinc ion binding
Source: RefSeq, a predicted model, not a curated record
CAUCGAACCCGUGUCUCCGGCGCUGCAUUCGCUGAAAGACAGCAACUCUAACGCUGCGUCGCCGCGACCGCCCAUAUUCAGCAGCUCCGCGUCAGUGAAAACAUUUUGAACCAGGAAGUGAAAAUGGCUUCGAAAAACCAAGUCGAGAGUUGGACCGAGGAGGCAGUUUGUCCCAUCUGCCUGGAUUUCUUCACCGACCCGGUUAUACUGGAGUGUGGGCACAAUUUCUGCCGCUCCUGUAUCACACGGUUUUGGGACAGAGAGGAGAAAAACAUCUGCCCGGAAUGUAGGGAGGAGUUAGAAGAGCGCACCCUCAGGGUUAGUUGGGCCUUGACGAGACUGGCUGAUAAAGCACGAAAUCACAACCUGUAUCGGACAGAGAAGGAACGUAAACGUCAGUGCGAGGAACAUCAGGAAGAUCUGAAGCUGUUUUGUGAAACUGACAAGAAGCUGAUCUGUGUGAUUUGUGCAGCCGGGCGGGAACACAAAUCUCACAGCUUCACGCUGAUAGCAGAAGCUGCAGAAAUCUAUAAGAAUCAGGUGAAAUCUUCCUCCGAAUCUCUCACGAAAAAGGAAUCAGAGAUCGAGCAAAUGGAGCAGCAACAGAAACUAAAGAUAUCUGGAGUUCGGGAAGAGUCACACAACCUUCAGUCUGACUUCAAAGCCUGGUUUGUUACGCUGCACCAGAUCCUCUCCGAGAAAGAAAACCGCUUACUCAGAGAUCUCGAGGAAGAAAGGAGGAAGAUUGUAAAUGAGAUGAAGAUAAAUCUGACGGGGAUUCAAAACCAUUUAAAUGACGUUCAGCGGGAGCUCGUGGAGUUACAGACCAGAAUGGAUCAAAAAGACAGCGUGCGAUUUCUGAAGGAUGAAGCUGGUCGGAAGAGCAGUGCGAAUGUUGAUACCGUGUCGUUGUCAGUGACAGAUGCUGCCCCGGCCUUUGAAACAUUCUAUCACCCCUUUGUAUUUAGCACAAUGUUAAGAGAAAUAUCUGAUGCCAUUCAGCGGAGCAGAUUACAACCUGACGUCUCCGUCACUCUGGAUGUGGAAACAAUGCAUCCGGAGCUCGAGGUGUCUGAAGAUCGGAAGAGGGUGAGAUGGACCCGGACCCAGAGGAGUCUCCCUGACACCGGGAAGAGGUUUACAGCCCGGGCGUGUGUGCUGGGAUCGGAGGGAUUCACAUCGGGGAGACAUUACUGGGAGGUGGAGGUGGCGGGGAGUCGGGUCUGGAGUCUGGGAGUUGCCGCAGAGUCUGUGGAGAGGAAGAGACAGGUCACACUGACCCCGGAGACUGGAGUCUGGAGGAUCAGGCGGCAGGGUGACGAGUUUCAUGCAUUCACCUCCCCUCCAUCCCCUCUCCCCGCCCGUCCCAUCCCCGGGAGGGUGGGAGUUUAUCUCAGUUACGAGUCCGGGACAGUUUCAUUUUACGACGUGGACACCAAGUCCCAUCUCCACACCUUCACUGGGAAUAAAUUCACGGAGAAAAUUUAUCCUUUCUUCGUGACUUGGGAUGAAAACCAGUGGCUGAGAAUCUGCUCCGGUUCCGCUCCGGGUGUAAUGGCUGCGAACGACCAGGUGGAGAGUUGGACCGAGGAGAUAAUUUGUCCCAUCUGCCUGGAUUUCUUCACCGAUCCGGUAUCACUGGAGUGCGGGCACAACUUCUGCCGCUCAUGCAUCACACAGAGUUGGGACAGGGAGGGGAGAAACUCCUGCCCGGAAUGUAGAGAGGAAUCUGCAGAACGCACCCUCAGGGUGAAUCGGGCCUUGGCGAGACUGUCUGAGAAAGCUCGAACACUGAGCCUGAAUCCCAACGCGAAGAAAAGUAAACUUCAGUGCGAGGAACAUCAGGAAGAACUGAAACUGUUUUGUAAAACUGACAAGAAACUGAUCUGUUUGAAUUGUGCAACUGUGCGGGAACACAAGUCUCACAGCUUAAUGCUGAUAGAAGAAGCAAUUGAAUUCUACAAGGAACAGGUGAAAUCUUCCUUCGAAUCUCUCACAGAAAAGGAAUCAGAGAUCCAGAAAAUGGAGCAGGAACAGAAACAGUGCAUUUCUGGAGUUCAGGAAGAGUCACACAACCUUCAGUCACUGAUCACAUCCCAGUUUGCUGAACUGCACCAGAUUCUCACUGAGAAAGAGCAGCGGUUACUCGGAGAUGUCCGGGAAGAAGAGGAGAAGAUUGUAAAAACAAUGGAGAAAAAUCUUCAAGAGAUUCAAGAGAAUUUAAAUUCCAUUCAGGAGGAACUCUCAAAAUUACAGGGACAGAUAGACCACAAGGACGGUGUGAUAUUUCUGAAGGAGGAAGCUGGUCACGAGAGCAGGGUUAUUGAUGAAACCAAAACAAUGUCGGUGGUAGAUGGCACGUUGCCCAUUGAAAAGUUUGAUCGCACCUUUUUCUACAACAUGGCAUUGAGAGAAACAUCUGAUAACAUAAAGCGAGUUUCCGUCACCCUGGAUGUGGAAACAGCGCAUCCGCGGCUCGAGGUGUCUGAGGAUCGGAAGAGGGUGAGAUGCACCCAGACCCGGAGGAUUCUGCCUGACACCGGGAAGAGGUUUACAGACAAUCCGCGUGUGCUGGGAUCGCAGGGAUUCACAUCGGGGAGACAUUACUGGGAGGUGGAGGUGGUGGGGAAUCGGGGCUGGUGUGUGGGAGUCGCCGCAGAGUCUGUGGAAAGGAAGAGACAGGUCACACUGACCCCGAUGACUGGAGUCUGGAGCAUCAGGCGGUGGGGUGACGAUUUUGAUGCAUUCACUUCCCCUCCAUCCCGUCUCCCCGCCCGUCCCAUCCCCGGGAGGGUGGGAGUUUAUCUUAGUUACGAGUCUGGGACAGUUUCAUUUUACGACGCGGACAAGAAGUCCCAUCUCCAUACAGUCACUGGGAAUAAAUUCACGGAGAAACUUUAUCCUCUCUUCGCGACUUGGCAUAACAACCAGUGGCUGAGAAUCUGCCCCGGUUCCGCUUUCUCCUGGUCGUUGGCGAUGAUCUCCACCUUGCCAUGCUGGAAGGCACCGACACAGGACGCCAUGCCAGGAUUUUCCCACCGAAUAGAUGCAGUUGUGUCAAUUGCUGCCGAGGUGUCACAUUCACCAGAACGUGGUGACUACGCCGCGGCCAAUGGACGUCGGCGCUACCUUGUUGCCAUGCGAACCGGCUGGGUGAAUCGGGCCCUGGUUAGACUGUCUGAGAAAGCUCGAACACUGAGCCUGAAUCUCAACGCGAAGAAAAGUAAACUUCAGUGCGAGGAACAUCAGGAAGAUCUGAAGCUGUUUUGUGAAACUGACAAGAAACUGAUCUGCUUUAUUUGCACAACUGCGGGGGAACACGAGUCUCACAGCUUAAUGUUGAUAGAAGAAGCAAUUGAAUUCUACAAGGAACAGGUGAAAUCUUCAUUCGAAUCUCUCACAGAAAAGGAAUCGGAGAUCCAGAAAAACGAGCAGGAACAGAAAGAGAGCAUUUCUGGAGUUCAGAAACAGUCACACAACCUUCAGUCAAUGCUCAUAUCCCAGUUUGCUGAACUGCACCAGAUUCUCACUGUGAAAGAGCAGCGCUUACUCGGAAAUGUCCGGAAAAAAGAGAAGAAGAUUGUAAAAAGAAUGGAAAAAAAUCUUCAAGAGAUACAAGAGAAUUUAAAUUCCAUUCAGGAGGAACUCUCAAAGUUACAGGAACAGACAGACCACAAGAACGGUGUUAUAUUUCUGAAGGAGGAAGCUGGUCGCAAGUGCAGGGUUAGUGAUGAAACCAAACCAAUGUUGGUGGUACAUGGCGCGUUGCCCAUUGAAAAGUAUUAUCGCACCUUAUUCUUUAACAUGGCAUUGAAGGAAAGAUCUGAUAUCAUCAAACGAGUCUCCGUCACACUGGAUGCGGAAACAGCUGGUCCGUGGCUCGAGGUGUCCAAGGAUCGGAAGAGGGUGAGAUGUACCCAGAUCCAGAGAAGUCUCCCCGACACCGAGAAGAGGUUUACAGGCAGUCCGUGUGUGCUCGGAUCGGACGGAUUCACAUCAGGGAGACAUUACUGGGAGGUGACAGGGAAUCGGGGCUGGAGUCUGGGAGUCGCCGCAGAGAAGAGGCGGAUUAAAAUGGCUUCGAACGACCAGGUCGAGAGUUGGACCGCGGAGAUAAUUUGUCCCAUCUGCCUGGAUUUCUUCAGCGAUCCGGUGUCACUGGAGUGUGGGCACAACUUCUGCCGCUCCUGUAUCACACAGAGUUGGGACAGAGGGAGAAACUCCUGCCCGGAAUGUAGAGAGGAGUUUACAGACCGCACCCUCAGGGUGAAUCGGGCCUUGGCGAGACUGUCUGAGAAAGCUCGAACACUGAGCCUGAAUCGGACAGAGAAGGAAAGUAAACUUCACUGCGAGGAACAUCAGGAAGAACUGGAGCUGUUUUGUGAAACUGAUAAGAAGCUGAUCUGUGUGAUUUGUGCAACUGGGCGGAAACACAAGUUUCACAACUUCACGCUGAUAGCAAAAGCUGCAGAGAUUUACAAGGACCAGGUUAAAGCUUCCAUCCAGUCUCUCACAAAAAAGGAAUCAGAGAUCCAGCAAAUGGAGCAGCAACAGAAACAGAAGAUUUCUGGAGUUCUGGAACAGUCACACAACCUUCAGUCCAAGAUCUCUUCGCAGUUUGCUGAACUGCACCAGAUUCUCACUGAGAAAGAGCAGCGCGUACUGACAGAUAUCCGGGAGGAAGAGAAGAAGAUUCUAAAUUCAAUGGAGAAAAAUCUUGGAGAGAUUGAGGGGAAUUUAAAAUCUAUUCAGGAGGAACUCUUAAAGUUGCAGCAACAGAUGGAUCAAAAAGACAGUGUGGUGUUUCUGAAGGAGGAAGCUGGUCGCAAGCAAAGGGUUCGUGAUGAAGCCAAACCACUGUUGGUGGCAGAUGAUGCCUUGCUGAUUGAAAAGUUUCAUUGCCCUGUUUUGUUCAACACGGCAUUCAAAGAAAUACCUGAUGACUUCAAGCAAGUCUCCGUCACCCUGGAUGUGGAAACAGCGAGUCCGCUCCUCGAGGUGUCUGAGGAUCGGAAGAUGGUGAGAUUUACCGGGAUCCAGAGGAGUCUCCCUGACACCGGGAAGAGGUUUACAGGCAGGCUGUGUGUGCUGGGAUCGGAGGGAUUCACAUCGGGGAGACAUUACUGGGAGGUGGAGGUGGCGGGGAGUCGGGGCUGGAGUCUGGGAGUCGCCGCAGAGUUUGUGGAGAGGAAGAGAGGGGUCACACUGACCCCGGAGACUGGAAUCUGGAGCAUCAGGCAGUGGGGUGACGAGUUUGAUGCACUCACCUCCCCUCCAUCCUGUCUCCCCGCCCGUCCCAUCCCCGGGAGAGUGGGAGUUUAUUUCAGUUACGAGUCCGGGAUAAUUUCAUUUUACGACGCGGACACCAAGUCCCAUCUCCACACCUUCACUGGGAAUAGAUUCACGGAGAAACUUUAUCCUUUCUUCGAGACCUGCGAUGGAAACUGGCUGAGAAUCUGCUCCAGUUCCGUUCCAAUAGGUGAAAUAUUAAGCACAGUACAUUUUUUUCUGAGUCAUAUUGAUAUUCUAGGUUAGAUAAUAUAUAUUAAUAGUCCUGGCUUACCAAGGUUUACCAUAACAAGGUUGUGCAUCUGGUAUGGAAACAGAAUAUGAUCCCCCAUUAAUUUUACAACGUUGUUCAAAUUACUGAGGGUCGGGUCCUGGGACCAGCGUCAGGAGCGGGGCUCAGCGCCUGUGGGGCAGAAACCCGGUGGACAACAGGUCGGCGCUGAACGGCUCACAUUUAAUCCCCAAAUUCCGCGUCGUAAAACCCCAGGGAGCGUGGAAAUAAAACCAGGGGGAAUGUAAAUGUGGGAAGAGUGAAAUAAACAGCAACUGAAAUCA